AAAGCACAAAUGUUUGGCCAAAAUUCGUGGAACUCGUAUAAAGGCAAGCUAAUUCAUUGGUUCACUCGCGUCGGAACUCGGAAGAGCUUGAGUUAUUUAAAGAUACAACACCAAAGCUCUUGAGCAAAUUCGAAGCUCCUCCCUUCCCUCUCACGUCUCUCUCAGAAUCGUAGAACUCAAUGGCGUCACGGGACAAGAAACCUUCCAAGCCCUCCAGCAGCAUAGCCGGUGGCAUACGCACACUCUCCGAUCUGACAGCGACUCGGAUGGCCCUCAGCGACUCGGACAACAACUCGGAUGGCCCUGAUCAGCAGUAUUAUACUGGUGGCGAGAAGAGUUCUAUUUGUUCUUGUACAACAUGCUGUAAGGCCCAAGGCAGGCUAGCAGAGGAGAUUGUUGCGCUGAGCAAGCUUAAGUAUACUCUUCUGGAGGAGUUACGUGCUCAGGAGAAAGAACUUUUUCGACUUAAGGUCGAGAAUAUGGAAUAUGAUUGGAAAAGAAAGGGGAAUAAAAUUCGACAAGAGGACGAAAGACUGAGGUUGGAGGUCGAGAAACUAGAAUUCGCUCGGAGGGAAGCAAAUGAGAGAGUAGAGAGAGACCGAUUAGAGAGAGAUGAGCGAAUAAUGAUGAUCGAUGUGAGUAAAUUGCGUGGACUACAACAGAACUAUUUCGAGCAACGUCAAAUGGAAAUCUUUCGCAAAUUCUUGUAAUCAGAAAAUAAAAUAAAACGGAAAUCAGCAGAUAUAUACAUCA
This is a messenger RNA of Juglans microcarpa x Juglans regia, 753 nucleotides long. RefSeq lists its product as uncharacterized. Lineage: Eukaryota; Viridiplantae; Streptophyta; Magnoliopsida; Fagales; Juglandaceae. The record is from RefSeq and is a predicted model, not a curated record. The coding region runs from base 180 to 710 and encodes 176 amino acids. The transcript is spliced from 2 exons.